This is a messenger RNA of Priapulus caudatus, 2358 nucleotides long. RefSeq names its product ADP-ribosylation factor-related protein 1-like. NCBI's taxonomy places the organism in Eukaryota, Metazoa, Priapulida, Priapulimorpha, Priapulimorphida, Priapulidae. Gene Ontology annotation, molecular function: GTPase activity; GTP binding. Gene Ontology annotation, cellular component: Golgi apparatus. The coding region runs from base 454 to 1065 and encodes 203 amino acids. The transcript has a single exon. Gene Ontology annotation, biological process: protein localization to organelle; intracellular protein transport; Golgi to plasma membrane protein transport. The record is from RefSeq and is a predicted model, not a curated record.
GCCGGCAACCUACGCUCAGAAUGUGUGUUUUCGUUGUCGUUGACUCUCGUUGAUCUCUCAACAUAUGUUAAAUUAGUAAUACCAUCUUUGUAAGCAGUAUAUCGUUUACAAAAGCGUAUCGAAGGACGCCAUAUACGUGGAACCAACCGAAAUUUUCGUUUGCUUGUACCUGAGACAUCACGUUUAUAAUCUGCCUCCAUCUGUCUUUACACACACUGUCACUGUCACUGUCAGUGUCACUGACACAGUUCCACUUCCAUUUCCACGUCAGUAGUCUAACUCGCGCUACUGGCACUGCUGGUAGUGGUAGUUGCGGUUGCUCCCCAUUAUCCAUAUUCACAACCCCAUAAGUAUUCAAAUUCUAAGGGACUACUCCGGAGACAGGUGAAGUUGAUCUAAUUGAUUGUUCCGUGCUGUCAGCAGCAGUCGCCGAGCCGAGCGUACGCUCGAGACAUGUACACGCUGCUGUCUGGCUUCUACCGCUGGGCGGUGCAGAAGGACGAGUACUUUGUUCUCAUCCUCGGCCUCGACAAUGCCGGCAAGACGACGUUCCUCGAGCAGACGAAAACCAAGUUCAACAAGCGUUACGGACACACCGCGGCGACGAACCUAAGCAAGAUCACGAGCACCGUGGGCCUCAACAUCGGCCGCAUCGACGUCAGCUCCUCGCGCCUCAACUUCUGGGACCUCGGUGGACAGGAGGAGCUGCAGGCACUCUGGGACAAAUACUAUGCGGAGUCACACGGCGUUGUCUACGUCGUCGAUUCCACCGAUCGGCAGCGUCUACACGAAUCGAGGGCCGCCUUUGAUAAGAUGAUAGUGAAUGAGACUCUCGCGGGCGUGCCCCUCCUCAUCCUUGCCAACAAGCAGGAUGUCGAAGGAUGCAUGGGCGUCGGCGACGUGAAGGCAGCGUUCGGUGGGGGCGCCGGCGUCGGCCACCGCGACUGCCUCGUCAUGCCUGUGUCGGCGCUGCGGGGCGACGGUGUCAAUGAGGGAAUUGGCUGGAUGGUGAACUGUGUGAAGCGCAACGUACACCGUCCGCCGAUAAACAAAGAGAUAUCGUGAUCACAAGGAGAUAUCGUGAUCAUGAGGAGAUAUCGUGAUCACAAAGAGAUAUCGUUAUCCCUUGUAAGGAGAUAUCGUGACCACGAGGAGAUAUCGUGAUCACAAGAUAUCGUGAUCACAAGGAGAUAUCGUGAUCACAAAGAGAUAUCGUGCGAGGGACACGUCGUCACACGUGAUCAAGUGCCGAGGUAGCAGCGGGAGCGACGUGUCAUCGUGCGAGGUCCUACGCUUCAUCCCCUGAUCUACCGCCAGCGUGCAGAGCUUGCAUCCCCGGGUCUGAUAGCAGUGAUGUAACAAGUCAAGUCACUGACUUGGACUCGAGUCGACUCGAGUCGCAUUUUCUGGUGACUUGACUUGACUCGAGUCGAGAACCCAAAAUGACUUGACUUGACUCGAGUCACCACUGAAAAUGACUUGACUUGACUCAAUAUGACUCGAGUCGUGGCCAGAGACUCGAGUCAAAGCACAGGACUUGAGUCGCCGUUUGAUGACUCGAACACUUCUAAGUUAUAGCUAGUGCAUGCUAGCGCUAGCGCUAGCGAAACUCGGACCACAAGAUUAGUUACAUGUACAUGAUUAGAUAGACGAUCUUCACUCUUACGUACGUGCGCAUGUCUAACUAUAUGUGCGCAGAUCUUUUGAAGCCUUUGGACAGCUGUGCUGUGCUUAAAUUUCCCGUUUUGCUUCUUAACUCAUUUGACACCAAAUGGCCAAGUAAAAUCCUGUUAUCAAAUACCUUCGUACAUCUUAGACCUAGACACUGAUGAAUAUAGAAUACUUAAUUUAAAUACCUAUUUAACGUUACCAAUCUACAAUUUUUCUGUUGCUUAUAGAAUUAUGGAAAUAACAUUGCAAAUAGAUUAGCUAAAAAUCAUGACAAAUACUAAUACAGAUUAAACAAUAUUUUGUUACUUGCUAAAAUUUAUUUAUUAAGUUUAAUCUGUUUUAUUGAAAUGUUUUGUUUUUACAUUUUGACGGUUGAGGACAUGGGCUACAUGUUUGUUUUUCAUCGUAUGUGCUGGCUCCAGCAGUUCAUGCGCGUGACCGUGCGCAAUAUGGUGUCAAUGUACGACGUACGUACAUGUACGUCCUACCUUGGAAAUCAGCGAAAGUAUAGCUAAAGUAAAGUUACGGUACGGCUGAACGUGGCCGUAGUCAAGUUAACAUUGACAGGCACGUGCACGCGCGGGCAACUACGGCGAGUUGUGUGAUCAGGAUUCCAGUCUAUUUCCAGAGUCGUGUCAUCUGCAGUCAUUGCAUCUUCUUUGAAUAAAUUUUAUUGAUAUUCAUUAA